AUGACAGUAGCUUGUUAUUUUUUAAAUACUAAUAUUUUACUGCCCUCAUUUAAGAGCCUGUCAUUACUGAGUCCCCUAACAAUGGGCUUGUACAACUAUUCUCUGCCAUCUGUUAAAUAUUCUCAGCUUACUUUAAAUGAAACUAUACGAGUGAAACUAGUUCGAUUUCACAGAACUGGUAGUAUAAGUACUUCGGUUUAUGAUCAAUCACAUUGGUACGUCUGGAAGGUAAGCAUGCAUUCUGAUAAUGAAAUAGAUUUUGAUGUGUAA
Messenger RNA from Heterobilharzia americana, 270 nucleotides. The record is from the annotation of a GenBank genome assembly. Lineage: Eukaryota; Metazoa; Platyhelminthes; Trematoda; Strigeidida; Schistosomatidae.